This is a messenger RNA of Aspergillus aculeatus ATCC 16872, 1488 nucleotides long. RefSeq names its product AAR2 splicing factor family protein. Lineage: Eukaryota; Fungi; Ascomycota; Eurotiomycetes; Eurotiales; Aspergillaceae. The transcript has a single exon. Gene Ontology annotation, biological process: spliceosomal tri-snRNP complex assembly. Bases 1 to 1488 code for a protein of 495 amino acids. The record is from RefSeq and is a predicted model, not a curated record.
AUGACCACCGCAUCCCCCACCAUCCUCCUCCCCCACCUCCCCCCCAAGACCCUCGUCGGCAUCGACCUGAUCACCUUCACCUCGACCGCCAACUUCCACGGUAUCCGCGAUUUACCUGCGGGGUGGCACUUCCUCUACACCGGCACGACCGAAAGUCUCUCCCUGCGGAGCGGAAGCUGGUUCUACGUUGGGGAUUUGGGUAGCGCUGCCGCCGCUGCUACGAAUCCCGGCGCACUCGUCUCCCUCCACCAACAGACUCAACGGCAGCAGCAAGAAUAUGGCCAAGACAUCAUAGUUUGGAAAUGGGACACGGAGAGUGAAACGCUCGCGCCGUUGAGCGCCGCUAGCGAUGCGGAUCGGCAGGAGGCGAUGCGGCAGAAGGCGAAUCUGGGGGCGGUUUAUCGGCGGGGCGGGUUGUUUCGGUAUCGGAGUCGGGUGACGGAGGCGAUGUUGGCGAUGCAGUCACAAAAGCAGCAGCAGCAGCAGCGGGGAGUGCGGUUUGAAGAUGAAGAGGUAGAAGGGGAGGAGGAUGAGGAGGAGCAGGAUGGGAGGAGGGAUUGGCGAGGUUUGACGGAUAGGAUUACGGAGGGGUUGCUGGAUCGGAUUGUUGGGGUUCCUGUUGUGGAUGUGGAUGGGAGGGCUCGGUGGAUGGUUACCUCGGCGAGUACCGCGCUGAGGGAUAGUGAUGCUAUUCCUGGGUUGACCGUGGAGGAAGAGGAAGGGGGGGAGCAGAGGUUAGAUGAGGGGGCGAUUGAGAGGGUGACCGGGGAGAAGGAACGGGAGUUCUCGUUUGCCCCGGUGGAUCUGAAGCGGACGUGGAGGGAGGGUGCGAUUGGGAGGGAGAGGACCGAGGCCGCCCAGGAUCGUUCGUGGGCUUUGGGAGACUUGAUUGAUAGGGUUUCAUCGGGUUCAGGGGCCAAGGAUGCUGAGAGGGAGAGGGUUGGGGAAGGCCAGUUGCUGGGCGAGCUGCAAUUCUCUUUCUUGAUGAUCCUGACUUUGAUGAAUUAUUCGUGUCUGCAGCAGUGGAAGCGUUUGCUGGAGCUGAUUCUCACUUGUCGGAGUGCGAUCCGUGAGCGGGGGGCGUUCAUGAGUGAUCUGCUGCGCUUGCUCUUGCUGCAGCUGCGCCGUUGUGACGAUGUAGAGGGGGGUUUGUUUGACCUUGAUGGAGAAGAAGGCGGUGCGUUCUUGCGGAAGCUACUGAUGAAGUUCCGGAAGUCGCUAUAUGAGGUUCUCGAAGAGACAGACUCCCAGGUGAAGACGGAGUUCGAGAAGCUUGAGGCUUUCGUCAAAGAGGAAUACGACUGGGAGCUCAAUCGCGACGUGAUCCUUCGACGAGGUAUGGUUCAGCUGGAGGAUGGUGAGCAGGUCGAGCUGGAGGUGGCGGGUGACAAUGAAGAAGAGGAGCUUGGAGAAUAUGCGCCUAUGGUUGUGGACCUUGGAGAGGGCACUGGAAUGGACGAUAGCGAUUCUAGUGAGAACCUGAAUUAG